Drosophila suzukii is the source of this 720-nucleotide messenger RNA. NCBI's taxonomy places the organism in Eukaryota, Metazoa, Arthropoda, Insecta, Diptera, Drosophilidae. The record is from RefSeq and is a predicted model, not a curated record.
AUGGAACUCCACCAGUUAUAUGCCAAAGUUAAGAAUGAGGUCGCCGAGGAGGAUAUUUCAGAAAAAGAAGUAUCAGACUGUGAAAUAAAGCAAGAGAUCACUGAGGAAUAUCAGUUACAAGAAGCAGUCUACAAAAUUACAAACUGUCACUGUGAGAAAUCAAAUAGUGACGAGGAAACGAAGAACGAACGAAUUGAAGACGAAUUACUCGAUAAUAAAGACUCGUUAAGUGUUGAGGAUACGAACAUUCAGUACCAAGACGAUUACGUGGAACAGGAGGAGGAUAUUUGUGAAGAAGAGAGUAAUAAGCCGUAUAAGUGUCCUCACUGCCCGCAGAAAUUCAGAAAGGAAUCUGCUCUUCAAUUGCACAUCCACUCUCAAACGGGAGGACUACCUUAUAAGUGCCUAUAUUGUCCCAAGUCUUUCUUGCGGGGAACCCACUAUCAAGCUCACAAUCGAACUCACGCUAAGGAAAGAGCUAUCAAGUGCUUCCUUUGCACAAAGUCCUUUCCAUAUGCAUCAGCUUUACGGCGGCACAUCUUGAUUCACGAUCGAGAAAAACCGUUCAAAUGUGAUCACUGCCCAAAGACUUUUCUGCGUUCACAUAUUCGAAAUCACACGGAAAAGCUACCGCAUCCGUGUUCCCAUUGCUCGAAGUUCUUUCCAUAUUCAUCAGUUCUUAGGCGCCAUGUUCUGACCCAUUCUGGUCAAGGAUCAUAG